GCGCGGAGACGGCAGCGCCGGCCUCCCACCGGUCGCGUAAGAUCACGCCCGAAAUCUUUAUUCAUUUUCUCUCCACCGGUUGCCCUCUCGCCGCACCCAACCAUCGCGCCACGCCGCGCCGCGCUGCCGGAGCCGCGCUUUCCGCUAUGCUAUAAGAGCUGACGCGCAGGGCACAGCGGAUGUACGUACACACAGUCACUAGCUAAGCUGCUAGCCUUGCUACCACGUGUUGGAGAUGGAGGCUAAGCCGGUGGCGAUGGAGGUGGAGGGGGUCGAGGCGGCGGGGGGCAAGCCGCGGUUCAGGAUGCCGGUGGACUCCGACCUCAAGGCGACGGAGUUCUGGCUCUUCUCCUUCGCGAGGCCACACAUGGCCUCCUUCCACAUGGCGUGGUUCUCCUUCUUCUGCUGCUUCGUGUCCACGUUCGCCGCGCCGCCGCUGCUGCCGCUCAUCCGCGACACCCUCGGGCUCACGGCCACGGACAUCGGCAACGCCGGGAUCGCGUCCGUGUCGGGCGCCGUGUUCGCGCGUCUGGCCAUGGGCACGGCGUGCGACCUGGUCGGGCCCAGGCUGGCCUCCGCGUCUCUGAUCCUCCUCACCACACCGGCGGUGUACUGCUCCUCCAUCAUCCAGUCCCCGUCGGGGUACCUCCUCGUGCGCUUCUUCACGGGCAUCUCGCUGGCGUCGUUCGUGUCGGCGCAGUUCUGGAUGAGCUCCAUGUUCUCGGCCCCCAAAGUGGGGCUGGCCAACGGCGUGGCCGGCGGCUGGGGCAACCUCGGCGGCGGCGCCGUCCAGCUGCUCAUGCCGCUCGUGUACGAGGCCAUCCACAAGAUCGGUAGCACGCCGUUCACGGCGUGGCGCAUCGCCUUCUUCAUCCCGGGCCUGAUGCAGACGUUCUCGGCCAUCGCCGUGCUGGCGUUCGGGCAGGACAUGCCCGGCGGCAACUACGGGAAGCUCCACAAGACUGGCGACAUGCACAAGGACAGCUUCGGCAACGUGCUGCGCCACGCCCUCACCAACUACCGCGGCUGGAUCCUGGCGCUCACCUACGGCUACAGCUUCGGCGUCGAGCUCACCAUCGACAACGUCGUGCACCAGUACUUCUACGACCGCUUCGACGUCAACCUCCAGACCGCCGGGCUCAUCGCCGCCAGCUUCGGGAUGGCCAACAUCAUCUCCCGCCCCGGCGGCGGGCUACUCUCCGACUGGCUCUCCAGCCGGUACGGCAUGCGCGGCAGGCUGUGGGGGCUGUGGACUGUGCAGACCAUCGGCGGCGUCCUCUGCGUGGUGCUCGGAAUCGUCGACUUCUCCUUCGCCGCGUCCGUCGCCGUGAUGGUGCUCUUCUCCUUCUUCGUCCAGGCCGCGUGCGGGCUCACCUUCGGCAUCGUGCCGUUCGUGUCGCGGAGGUCGCUGGGGCUCAUCUCCGGGAUGACCGGCGGCGGGGGCAACGUGGGCGCCGUGCUGACGCAGUACAUCUUCUUCCACGGCACAAAGUACAAGACGGAGACCGGGAUCAAGUACAUGGGGCUCAUGAUCAUCGCGUGCACGCUGCCCGUCAUGCUCAUCUACUUCCCGCAGUGGGGCGGCAUGCUCGUAGGCCCGAGGAAGGGGGCCACGGCGGAGGAGUACUACAGCCGGGAGUGGUCGGAUCACGAGCGCGAGAAGGGUUUCAACGCGGCCAGCGUGCGGUUCGCGGAGAACAGCGUGCGCGAGGGCGGGAGGUCGUCGGCGAAUGGCGGACAGCCCAGGCACACCGUCCCCGUCGACGCGUCGCCGGCCGGGGUGUGAAGAAUGCCACGGACAAUAAGGUCGCGGUUGUAGUACAACUGUACAAAUUGAUGGUACGUGUCGUUUGACCGCGCGCGCGCACAGUGUGGGUCGUGGCCUCGUGGGCUUAGUGGAGUACAGUGAGGGGUGUACGUGUGUCGUGGCGCGCGCGGUCACCUCGGUGGCCUUGGGAUUGGGGGGGCACUAUACGCUAGUACUCCAGAUAUAUACGGGUUUGAUUUACUUCUGUGGAUCGGCGCUUGUUGGUGGUUUGCUCCCUGUGGUUUUUGUGAUGGUAAUCAUACUCAUACUCAAACAGUCAAAACUUUUUGAUGUGAUAUGUUGGUAUCAGUGUUUCUAUUGCUAAAGUCGUUGAUUCGCUGGGAACAGUGGCUCGAAA
Oryza sativa Japonica Group (Japanese rice) is the source of this 2165-nucleotide messenger RNA. Lineage: Eukaryota; Viridiplantae; Streptophyta; Magnoliopsida; Poales; Poaceae. The record is from RefSeq and is a predicted model, not a curated record.